Messenger RNA from Emericellopsis cladophorae, 1428 nucleotides. RefSeq lists its product as uncharacterized. The transcript has 4 exons. The record is from RefSeq and is a predicted model, not a curated record. Lineage: Eukaryota; Fungi; Ascomycota; Sordariomycetes; Hypocreales; Bionectriaceae. Bases 1 to 1428 code for a protein of 475 amino acids.
AUGGACAGUCAACAGCAAGCUUCGUUUCAGCACUCCACGCAGCUCGACGACCAGCAGCCGUCGCAGUCACAGCAGCAGCAUCACUCGCAGCAAUAUUCUCAACACGACCUGCCGCCGCCUCCACCCCCGACCCAUCAGCAAUAUCAGCAGGCCCAGUCCUAUCCUUAUCAGCAGCGUCGCUCGUCGCAAGUCUACCAACAGCAGCACUAUCAGCAGGCAUCGAUAUCGUCAUCCAGCGCACCAUCUGCCUCGUCGCAACCAUCCCAUCAACAACAACCGGAGCUUCAACGCCCGCCCCCAUCAGCUCAUUCACAGUCAAAAUCGCGAAAAUUUAGCUUUCAUUCCGACAAGGAUAAGGAUAAGAGUCACAAGCGAGGAAACAGUAAGACUGAAAACAACGAGACUCACACUGAGAAGGAGGCAAGGCGGUUGCACAGCAAAGCCGAUCCAACUCUAGCCAUGAGCGAAGCCGAGCCCUCCAUGGAGGCUGCCCAGACACACUCGUCACUCGCGCCGUUGCGAUCUAUGCAGCAUAAGGACGCAUAUGGCAACAUGAUAGGUACUUUGACCUCCACUCGCUUCAAGGACACUACUAAUGCCGUCGUAGAGGAGCCCGAUCACUCGAACCCAACCAGGCAUCGCUGGGAAAGGCCCCUCGAAACCAUCCGCAGCUUCAACGAUGCCGUUGAAGGCGGCUACAAGCGCAGGUCCAUGAUGCGAACGGACACGGAACUCUCCAGCAAUUGGAGUCGCAGAAACAGCCAUCACCCGGGAGCCGCGCAGCCGCGAAGCCGCCCUGAUAGUUUCUACGGCAGCCGCCCUGUAUCAUUCCGGCCAGAGAGCACACAAUUCAGCCUGCACCAAGCGCCAGCACAGCGUGCUGGCAGCAUGUAUGGCAUGGACAGGUUCCAGCAGGAGGGUCACCAUAGCUACGGAGGCCACCCCGGCCGCCAGCGUGCCCCGCGGAUGCAUAGUGAGCCUCAGUACGCGCACCAUGGCGGGCCUGGACGUGUACCAAGCGGUUACCACCUGUCUCAUCAAGACCGAUCGUACGAGACCGUCACCUCGGCGGCCGAGGGCAGCAGGCAUUCGGACCAAGUUGGCUAUCAGACCGACCCGACUAGUAGCGACAACAGCUCGAUCGAACGCCGGUCCCCUGCCCGGCGCCCAGAGCCUUAUAACGACUACGGGAUCGGUUUCAACCAACCUCAGCAGCCACAAUACAACCUGGCCCUGAACCAAAACCAUGGAAACCCGCAGCAGCCGCCGCGACCCCCACCUCACGGCGUACAGAGCCAGCCUGCCGUACCGCGUAAGAGCGUGCCGACGGUUCUGCAGCGUCAGCCCACCCAGCAAUCGACAAAGACCGCGGGCGGCGACAAGCGCAAGAGUUGGUUCACGCGGAAGUUUAGCAGCAAAAAGGAGUGA